Messenger RNA from Austrofundulus limnaeus, 2584 nucleotides. RefSeq names its product transmembrane protein 200C. Bases 706 to 2058 code for a protein of 450 amino acids. The record is from RefSeq and is a predicted model, not a curated record. The transcript has 4 exons. Lineage: Eukaryota; Metazoa; Chordata; Actinopteri; Cyprinodontiformes; Rivulidae.
UACCUGUCCUCAGUAGUAUUACCUGUCCUCAGUCGUAUUGCCUGUCUUCAGUAGUAUUACCUGUCCUCAGUAGUAUUACCUGUUCUCAAUAGUAUUACCUGUCUUCAGUAGUAUUACCCGUCCUCAUUAGUAUUACCUGUCCUCAGUCGUAUUGCCUGUCUUCAGUAGUAUUACCUGUCCUCAGUAGUAUUACCUGUCUUCAGUAGUAUUACCCGUCCUCAUUAGUAUUACCUGUCCUCAGUCGUAUUGCCUGUCUUCAGUAGUAUUACCUGUCCUCAGUGGUAUUACCUGUCCUCUGUAUUAUUACCUGUCCUCAGUAGUAUUACCUGUCCUCUUUAGUAUUACCUGUCCUCAGUAGUAUUACCUGUCUUCAGUAGUAUUACCCGUCCUCAUUAGUAUUACCUGUCCUCAGUCGUAUUGCCUGUCUUCAGUAGUAUUACCUGUCCUCAGUGGUAUUACCUGUCCUCUGUAUUAUUACCUGUCCUCUUUAGUAUUACCUGUCCUCAGUAGUAUUACCUGUCUUCAGUGAAUAUAUUACCCUAUUGAUUCAUUUCCAUGUGGGUAGACUGGUGGUCCUAAAGUCUUGGUGUCAGUCUGAUUUCAAGGUACCCCUCUUACUCUUCAGGAAGGUGUUCACUCUGUCCAGGUGAGGUGCCAGUGGGUGGGGCCUAACCCUCUCAACCACCUUCUAAUURGUGGUUGGUAAUGAUUGCGACUGGUGGUCUGCUGAGGAUCAACGCACGGCGACAGGACUCUCUGAGGGCCAAACCGCAGAAAGCACAUCCACCAAAGAAAAAGAGGAAGAACAAAAGGAGCAGCGAGGUGGUGGUGGUGAAGGGGAAGUUGAAGCUCUGCUCCCUCUCAGGUCUUGUGGCAGUGCUUGGGAUCCUGGUCCUUGUGGUGGGCGGUUUUCUGGCAGCUCUGGGUUAYUGGCCUCGGGACGGACUGUUCUUCAGUGCUCAGCCACAGGAGGGUUCUGCUAUGGCCUCAGUGUCCUCCAGCAGCACAACACCUGCAUUAUCUUCUGUCCAGGAGGAAAUGUGGGAGGAGGAACCGGAAGGAGACACAGAUGAAAGAGGAGGAGAAUAUAACAUCUCUAACCAAACAGAAACCACCAACAAGACCACUCCACAGCUCCCACAAGGCUUCUUUGAGUAUUUCCUGGACAGGUACCUCUACUCUGACAGUCUAAAAGUUUUUGGCCCUCUCAUCAUGGGGAUUGGGAUCUUCCUGUUUAUCUGCGCCAACGCUGUGCUGCAUGAGAACCGUGACAAGAAGACAAAAGUCAUUAACUUAAGGGACAUAUACUCCACCGUCAUAGACGUCCACAGCACACAAAAGCCACACCCUCCCUCCCCUGGCUCCACCCAUCCUCCUUCAGCAAAUCCCCUGAAUGGGCUUGUUAACUAUGUCCAAUCACAGGGCCUGGACUCAAAGGCCCAAACAAGGCCCACGUCCCUGCUGUUGCCAAGUCAAGCUGCCGAUAAGAGCGGGAGCAGUGACAGAGCUGCAGCCGUCUUCAGUAUCUACCAGAGCCACCCAGAUGCUCUGUCUCAAUCUUCUCCCAACAGACACUCUCUACCACAAACAUGCAGUCCCUGCUGGUCCUCCCAACACAAGGAGGUGCUCACUUCCUUCACACUACCUCGGUCCAGCCAGCGGUCCCCUGGUCCCCGCAGGAGACACUCAUUCUGGGCUGGAAGCAGCCGGGAGGAUGAGGAGCAGAGGAAGGAAGUGGAACCACCUCCACUCUGCACUUCUUCCUGCCCCACAAACAGAGGCUCCAAGGCACUGCUCCUCCAGUCAUCCUCCUCCUUGUCCUCCCUUUCAUACCUCCUUUCCUCUUCAUCUUCCACACCUGCACCCCCCUGCAGGAGGCAGAGCCUCCCAACAGCCUCCAUCAGUGUAACUUACAGCAAACUAACUCACAAAGAGGAACACUCACUUGAGUGGUCUUUACCACAGGAAGUGACAUUACAGAGGAGGGGCUCCAGCAGGGAGAAGAUGACGAUGAUGUCACAGAGGAAAGAGGAGGAGUCAAAGCACAGCAUCAUGUGAUCAAAAUCAGCCUAAAGAUGAGGAUGAACUGUAGCAAUAAGGAGUCUUCCAGCUGAGUGAGGACACAAAGAGUCAGUUUUAUUAAACUCCCAUGUCUGGAUGGGGGAGGGGCCUGGUUCCUAGUACCUGCUGCUAAACACACAACUUUGAUAUGUUUUAUUGAUUUACUUCCUAAAGUCUGAUGAGUUCAGGAGAGCACUGCAGCCACCAUAGAAAAAAAUCUCUCCUUAAGUAACCAUAACUAAAAAAUAUAUCUCUAACUCCCCAUAGCUAGCCAACUAACAUAUCUAAACAUACCAAUCCCUAGUUAACAAUGGUCAUAACCAUCCCUAACCACCAUAACUUAUCCCAUCUAUCCCUAAUUAACCACACUAACUGGUUAAUCCAAACCAUAGCCACUUCUGACUAACAACUAAUUGUAACAAUUCCUAAUCAGAUCUAUUUCUUGGUGUUCCAAGUUGAUCAUAACAAACCAAUCUUAUCUUUAGCUACCUAGCCAUAAUAUCCUGACAUAACAACCCCUAAC